Messenger RNA from Anopheles stephensi (Asian malaria mosquito), 3151 nucleotides. RefSeq names its product 2-phosphoxylose phosphatase 1. Gene Ontology annotation, molecular function: phosphatase activity. NCBI's taxonomy places the organism in Eukaryota, Metazoa, Arthropoda, Insecta, Diptera, Culicidae. The record is from RefSeq and is a predicted model, not a curated record. The transcript is spliced from 2 exons. Gene Ontology annotation, biological process: dephosphorylation. The coding region runs from base 637 to 2460 and encodes 607 amino acids.
ACCAUCGAAAUGUCGUGAAAGUCGAAACAGUUACGCAAACGAAAUGUUUCAUUAUACUUUACCAUGUCCGCUAAAUCGAUUAGGGAAGCUUUAGGGCUUUUCUUCAGAAAUGAACAAGAAAUAGAGUUUUGGAGCUUUGGGGUAAAUUUGGAACAAAAAUAUCCAAGUUAUUUUUAUCUUUAACCAAACAGUAUCAUCCGGCGCUUCGGUGGCCGGGGAGUAGCAUUGCCUGUCUUUCAUGCGGCAGGACCGGGUUUCGAAUCCAGUUCGCAUCGUCGUUAUGCCAAAAUCUACCAAUAUAUUUAUACAAUUUAACUGGUAUGGCACGAUUUGAACCAUUUUCAAUUCAAAAACACCUCUUAACGUUUGGAAUAAAACGUAUUCCUCACAAGACACAAAAAAUGGUAGAAAAUGUUGCGCAGUCGCAACGAGGGAAAACGGAGUUACACGCUUGUUGCAAAGAAAACAUUCAUCAAAUGUCAGCAAAAGCUUGUUUGUAAGAAACACAACAUUUCAUAACUUUAGCUUAGCUGUGCCUCAAACUUUUCGUAUACACACACACACACACAAAGAUAUUCGAAGGACAACAGUGGUGCGUGGAGUUUUUCCCGUUGCAGUACCGAUACGGCCGUAAAAAUGCUGCUAAAAGAAAUAGCUAGGUUUUCGUUGCAACAUCGAACGCUGUACUGCUACCUGAUAUUGAGCAUUUGGAUAUUUUUGCUAAUCGCAGGCAUGUACAAAUACAUCGGUUCGAUAGAGAACGGAAACAAUCUGUUGAGUGCGAAGAGUUUUGGGUAUCGCAAGACGGAAUCGUAUCUGGUGGAAGAAGGGGAUCCGGCUGGCCGACAUACAACUAAGGAGAUCAACCAAACCGACUGUACGCACCCUUUUGCGAUUGUAACGGGCGAGGAAGGUGGCUCGCUGGAGGGUUGGACGCUGCAGGGUGUAUUGCUGCUGAUACGUCAUGGAGAUCGGGGACCAAUGGCACAUGUGCGAGGCAUCGGCGAGGUUGACUGUGGAUACGAAAACGACCCGACUCUGUCAAGAUACAUCAACUUCCUGCAGAAUACCACGACGAGCAGCACUACCGGUGGGCACUGGAUGAAAACGGGCCCUUUUCAUGGGUUUCCAUUACUGCCGGCAGCGGCCAAGGUAUGCCUGUUGGCACAGCUAACUCAGAAAGGAAUUGCACAGAUGCUGCACGUUGGUGACAUUGUUCGUCAAGCUUACGCAAAUGCACUCGGUCUGUACGCACGUGUGCCGAUGAGUACGCAGAGAACCACACCUUACAACGGUUCGGAAGGUGGUGCCUCAAAUCCAACGUCUGGAUUUCAGUACGUAGUAGAUGAUGUCGUCAUUUACUCGACGCGCUAUCGUCGCACGUUUCAAUCGGCAAUGGCCUUACUGUUCGGUAUGCUUCCGCCCGAGAAAUGGCUCGCAAUGCAAAUACAGGAAAGUCACAGCUUGUCCUACUGCUUCGCGGACUGUGCCUGCCCACAGGCGGAAAAGUUGAAGAAACAGCUUGCUAACGAGAUGAACGGCCAUCUGGCAAAACAUCCGGCAAUUGGUGCGAUAGUUCAGUGGAUUGGUGCGGCCUUGCUGCAGAACCCGCAGGCGGCGGGACAACAGAUAAACCCACUGGAAAUACGUGAUGCACUGCUGGCCCAUAUCUGCCAUGGUGCCCCAUUGCCUUGCCGGAAGAUUCACAGCAAUGUGCAGACAGUGGACGGGCAUCGUUACGAUGGAUCUAGAGCUCCCGUCAGCUCAACGCAAGACCCGCUGGGGCUCGAUGUCAUCAACAUUGACUUGGACGAACCAACUCUCGGUGGUGGUGGUGGUGGUGGUGGUGGGGGGUCCGGUCCGGCUUCCAUCAACACGGAACAACCUGACGAUUCGGACACUACCGAGCAGGAACCGGAAAUUGAAGGAUGCGUCGAAAAGAGCCAUGUGCUCGCACUGAUGUCCUACAUUCACUGGGCCGGCAUGAAGGAACUGUACAGCCAAUCGAUGCGUCAACAGGGACUGCUGCGCUCAUACGGGCUGAUGCGGAACAUCGUUGCAUACAUGCUGCGGAUGAUCUCGGGAGAUCGGGUAAAGUUUGUGCUUUACUCUGGUCACGAUAAAACGAUCGAAUAUUUGAUUGCCUCGCUCGGUGUGCAGCUGGAGAAUCCAUUCAUACCGUACGCCUCUCGAAUGGCGUUCGAGGUGUACAAAAGUGAUAAGGAUACGCAAUACUACUUCCGUCUGGUUUACAAUGGUCGCGACGUCACCAACACGAUAGAUGUUUGUGAAAGUGGCAAAAGCUUAAACGUACCGAGAGGAAUACGCGGCGGUCGGGGUCACUUGUGUCCGAUCGAGAACAUUAUUCGAUUCAUUCACGAUGAUUAUUUUCUGUCCCUCAAUGCCACCAACUACAAGGAUGCUUGCCUGGCGCAGACAAAGCAGGAAGGAUUUUUCUAGAGGACUUGUGUCGCUUUAACAUUGAAAGGAGAGUAUACAAAACUGUGCAGUCGGUUUUUAUGUUUAAGUAAUAGCAAUGCGUUUGGUUGCAAACUGGAAGAUGAUUCUCUUCUUACCUGUGAUAACUUAGUAGUGUUAGUCAUUUUAAGUAAAAUAUUAUUCGAUUAAUUGUUAUUUUUUGCGUUGACAGUUAAAAUAUGUUAUGAAUUUUAGUUUUGCUUGCUCAAUAGGGUUAGUGAGAUAGGGAAUACAGAUUAUCUCAACGAAGAAAUAGUGACUCAAUGCCAUGGAAAACGAUACAUAUCAGUAACGGACGGACAGCAUCGUUCUUUAAAUGUUUUUAAUGUUAUAAAUGUUUAUAGAUAAGAUGUAUGAUGUUUACAGAUAGAUAUAAGCAGAAACCCAACAUUUGGAUCAAAAUAAACAAGCUUCCUUAAAAUGAAAAGAUACAAUUUGUUAACUUGCACAAAGCUGUAGAAUUUUCUUUAUUUUGUGGCUAUUAGGUUGCUCCUUACACACCUAGGACCCGUCUCUUUCAAAUACAAAGUGAUCUUAUUCUUCUUGGUUUAUUGUACCGUUGUUUUGGCCAUUCCGGCACCAUUAAGGCUUAGGUGACAUUUGGGCAAGUGUGCCACGUUAAGCAGUUGAUUGUAUAACUCACUUAAAUCUGUUAAAACAAAUGCAAAAACAC